AUGCGUUUCCACACCGUCGCUAUGUUGACUGGCGCUACUGCCGUUGCUGCCGGUAACACCGCAACCCUCCUUCUGCCCGGCUUUGAGGGCCAGGAUCUCCAGGCUAGCGUUAUCGAAUCCAAUGGAGAUGCGACCACCUACAAGAUCACCUGCCCCAAGACCGCUGAUUCUUGCGGUAUUGCUGGCGAGGGCAUGACCGCAAUUGCCGCCCCCACCUCCAUGCAGCUGCAGAACAUCAACCUCCAGGGAACCACUGGAACCGUUUCCUGCAACGUUGCCGGCACCACUUAUGCCUCGUGCCAAGCCUCCGCUGGCACCGUAACCCCGUCGGGCACCCUGGACCAAGAUGAUCUGAACUGGAUGCCUGUGACUAUCUCUGCCACCCCGACCCCGACGUCGACCCCUACCCCAACGCAGACCCCCACUAGCACCAGCAUCAGCACCACCGAGGUGACCUCCACCUCCACCCCGACGAUCACAUCCUCGUCGACCCUCGUCGUCUCGAGCCCCAAGAUGUCCUCCUCGGCUUUCGUUUCAUCCACCCCUGUGGCUUCCUCCACCCCUCUGGUGGCUGCACCCACCAGCUCCGCUGUCAUCGGAACCGGUGCCCCUGCCGCUUCCUCGACUCCCUUCAACGCCGCCGGCCAGCUGGCAGGCAGCGUUUGGACCGUCGGUGGUGCUUUCCUCGCUCUGGCCUGCGCUUUUGCGUAA
Messenger RNA from Penicillium mononematosum, 711 nucleotides. RefSeq names its product putative GPI anchored glycoprotein. NCBI's taxonomy places the organism in Eukaryota, Fungi, Ascomycota, Eurotiomycetes, Eurotiales, Aspergillaceae. The transcript has 3 exons. Bases 1 to 711 code for a protein of 236 amino acids. The record is from RefSeq and is a predicted model, not a curated record.